AUGCACCAGACAAAGACAGAGUCCAUCAAACUCCUCGAUCUACCUUUCGAAAUUCGCUCGCAGAUCUUCAAGGAUGCACUCUCACAAUCCGUGGAAGUAGCAGCCUGCAGCUGUGUCGAAGUCAGGAAAUCCAAUCCAUUCACCGGAAAUUGCACAAGCGAGGGCGACCUGCGGCGUUAUGUUCUGGAUCUCUCAACGCCUAUCCCAGCAGAUCGUCAGACCUACCACGAGACUUCGGACAUAGCUGCUCUGCAACCAACAAGAAACACGGUCUUGGUGCUGGGCGGUACGAGGUGUCUGCAGAUAUUUUUGAGGAAUCUACCGAAACAGCAUCCCAGAACUAUAUCGCUACUGCUACGCCUCUACGUAUCUAACGAAUGGCUACGGAACUGCUGGGGCACGGAAGCGUCUUUACGCUACAUGAACAGCAUGAUUGGUGGUCUUGGGAUCGGCACUGGCAAAUCAUUCACAACAGAGACCAUGUGUACUGUGUUGUUGCCAAAGGAGGAGGGCUCGGAUCUGCAGGUCAUGGAUGUGAGCGUCAGGCUUACCAUGUUGACGAAACUGUAA
This is a messenger RNA of Cyphellophora attinorum, 570 nucleotides long. RefSeq lists its product as uncharacterized. NCBI's taxonomy places the organism in Eukaryota, Fungi, Ascomycota, Eurotiomycetes, Chaetothyriales, Cyphellophoraceae. The transcript has a single exon. The record is from RefSeq and is a predicted model, not a curated record. The coding region runs from base 1 to 570 and encodes 189 amino acids.